UUUCUUUGAUUCGAUAAUAAUGCUCAGAUAAUUAAGUAGGCUUACUGACACUUGCGAUUUGAGUUCAUGUUGUAUGAUAUUUCAUACUUCAUAUUUUAUUUAAGCACUAGGUGCUUUUCUUAUAUUUGUGCUAGUUAUUUGAAUAGUCUUACAUUACAAUGUCUGUAUGUCUUCAUGAUGAGGAUUCUUCAGAGCUCGAGUGUUAAGGAUCCCGCAUGAGUAAGGUAGGAGCAGAGCGCGCUAAUGUUAAGCAAGGUAAAGAACGUGGGAUGAUUUCAGAUUCCCCUUGCAUCAGUGGUGAUUAUACAGAAAUGGAGAAGUAGAUAACGUGACUAAGGCUAUGAAGAGGAUUCUUGGUGAAAAUUUCCGUGACGAAGAGGAACCAGUAUCACAUAUUCUGCUGUACAAGAGUUUAUGGCUUGAGGCUGAAGCUCAAUUACGUUCCCUCAUUUAUAGAGCUCGCUUUGAAUUGGAAAAAUAUUCAUCUAAGCAUGGAGAUAAUGAUUCAGUUCAGGGAGAGCAAUCAAAAACAAAGGCGGAUUUUGAGUUAAGCUCAUAUCAGAAUUCUGUAAACAGUGUGAGCAAUUCUCAUUCUCCUAAGCAUAUAUCAGCCCUACAUGGUGUCAAUUUAACGGAACCAUCUGGCUUAAAGGUGUCUCCCAAUCACAGCGUGGAUAGCUUCAAUAUUGCCAGUCAGGAGUACUUGUCACGUUCCAUGGAUUCUCAUGCUCGUGACACGGCACUCAUAUUAGCAUUAGAAGGAACAGAAAGUCUAAAGGCUCAGAACCCAAAUGAAACUUGUGCAUCGGAGAGUUUAAGUUUGACGGACGAUAAGAAACCUGAGACGCGGGACAGCUCCGAUGCUGAUGUGAAGGAGUCUGAUUUGGUUUUGGAGGAUAAUCAAGAAAUCCAACUUAGCUCCUGUCAAAGGUUUGACAAUGGGCUUGUUACCGAUGAUUCUGAUGAUUUGACAUCAGACUGGGAAGUUGUUUAAGAGGAGCAUUAAAUGACUAGAUGAGUUCUUUGACCUAGAUAUUUUAGCAUUAUGAGUAGCGGACAUAUGCCUAUGACGGAAUUUGUGCUCAAGGUAGAUGUUUCCUUGGACAUAAAUAUGAUUUAUUUGAGUUUUUGAUUUGUUGUAUAUUUUAAUUAUUUUCUCUGAUU
Messenger RNA from Neltuma alba, 1164 nucleotides. RefSeq lists its product as uncharacterized. The transcript has 3 exons. Bases 341 to 994 code for a protein of 217 amino acids. NCBI's taxonomy places the organism in Eukaryota, Viridiplantae, Streptophyta, Magnoliopsida, Fabales, Fabaceae. The record is from RefSeq and is a predicted model, not a curated record.